AUGCCAGGUGUACCUACACCCGAAACACAAGACUUGGAAGAGCGAUUUCAGUCGUCUUGCUGCUACUGCUCCUUCUGCUACUGCCGCUGCUAUCUUCGCUAUUCUAUCCUGCAGGAUCCUGCUGUUUGCAAUCGUCUUGCUGCUCGUGAUGCUGCUGCUGCUCACCUCUGCGUCCUCCUGCUGCUGAAGACUGUUUUGCUGCCUUCUCCUCCUCCUCCUGCUACUGCUGCGCUUCUGCUGCUGCUGCUGCUGCGCUUCUGCUGCUGCUGUUGCGCUUCUGCUGCUGCGGUCUGCUGCGGUUCUGCCUGCUGCUGUUGCGCUUCUCCUGCUGCUGCUGCACUUCUGCUGCUGGUGCUUGCUGCACUUCUGCAGCUGCAGCACUUAUUCUUCGCUGUUCAUUUCUGCGGUCUCCUGCUGUGUAGAAAUGUCUUGCAGCUACGGCUACUGCUGCUGCUGCAGAAAUUAUCUUUGCUGCAAGACUUAUCUUUGGUAUUCAUCUCUGCGGUUUCUUGCUAA
Molecule: messenger RNA, 516 nt
Organism: Rangifer tarandus platyrhynchus (Svalbard reindeer)
Lineage: Eukaryota; Metazoa; Chordata; Mammalia; Artiodactyla; Cervidae
Source: the annotation of a GenBank genome assembly